Molecule: messenger RNA, 1653 nt
Organism: Penicillium cosmopolitanum
Lineage: Eukaryota; Fungi; Ascomycota; Eurotiomycetes; Eurotiales; Aspergillaceae
Exons: 6
Coding region: 1-1653 (550 amino acids)
Source: RefSeq, a predicted model, not a curated record
AUGAGACUGGAUAACAAGGCCGUUGUGGGCGUAUAUCUAGUGGCCAGUGCCUCGGCCGCUCAAAUUACCAAGAAUCUUUCUAAAAGUGCGCAGGACCUCUUUGAAUGGUCCAUGCAUGUCAAUGACAUACGCUGGGAUGAUUCCUAUAAGUAUAUCUGGUACUCUGAUCAUGGCCCUUGGUCAACACGAUUCACAGCCUGGUAUGCCGCCGGCCUGUUAUACCGAAACCAGGGAGACGAUUUGUCGAACGCCAAAUCAGCAAUCGAGAACAUUAUUUCUUGCCAGAUGACUGAAAGCUACGAGUCAGCCUGGUAUGGUACCUUCAAAGUUUCACCCGAUGAACCGUACCCAACUCCUGAUUCCGAUUUAUAUCCACCAGAGAUAUACACUACCUACGACCCAAAUUGGAGAGAGUUUAUAGGGACACAACUGGUGCAGAUUGUCGAAGAAUUCUCGGAGUUGAUUGGGCCAAGCCUCGUCACCCAGAUUGAAAAUAGCUUGGAGAUUGCAGCUGUUGGUUCAAUGCGCCGCAAUGGCUCAUACCCAGAAGAAGACAAUUUGACACCGGGGUACUCGAAUCCAGCACUCAUGCGCGCAUGGUAUAUUGCAUGGCUCGGCCAUCGGCGCAGUAAUGAUACUCUUAUCAGCUAUGCAGAUGAACAGGCAGAAACCAUAUUGAAUCUCUUCAAGUCAACGGGCUCAGAUGUGUUGUCCGAAUAUAACGCACCCACUUACUAUGGAAUGGAUACGUGGGCACUUGCUGGCGCUAUUAAAUAUGGCCCUCCAAGUUCUGCGAUAACCAAGAACUCCAAAGUCAUUUUGAAGGAUCUUUGGUCAGAUAUUGCGACCCAUUACAAUCCCUACCUUUCAGUUAUGGCAGGUCCCUAUGAUAGAGCCUACACACGCGACAUGGUUACAAAUUCAGCCGUGAUAGACUAUUUUUGGUGGGGACUUUAUGGUUACGGCACUGGGCCUCAACCUAAUAAGCUUGAAUCGGAUCUUUUAUUCGAUGUCUCACAGGGAGCAGCGCUGGCUCUCAUUAUGGACGUGGUCGCGGAGCACAUCUCAGACGAGAACAAUAAGUGGCUAAAGGCCAAAGGAAAUUGGAAGGGAGAACGCAUGAUCACCAAAAAGAUCCCCGAUGCCCUAGGCGACGAUGCCGAGAUCCGAAUCGCCACUACCUGGAUGAGUGCGUCUCUCAUGGUAGGGGCCCAACAGGUCAAUGAGACUAUCAACCGCGGCGAGCAGUAUGUACCGGCUAUCGUUCAAUGGGCCGGUGACAAGGACCACAAACCACACCCAUACAUGUCGUUUUUCUCACUUUAUCCAACCGCGUCAACAAUCAAUGCCGUGGCUGGACCCAACACUCUUGAGGUCUCAUACCCUAACACUACACAGGAAGGCACCGAUAUCUUCACCUUUGUGUUGGCGCAGCUCCCACCAAGCUGGACCUUGACAAAGAAGAAGGUCGUUCGAGGUCUCGAAGAUCUACCUUGUCUCAGUGUCAAUGUCAACGCCAAGGACCUGGAGCAGUUGCCAGUUAUCUACGGUGCCUCGGUUGAAGAUAAUCGUGUGUAUAAUGUGUCCUUUGCUGUGCCAUCCGGAUUUGCUGGAAUUCCCAAGGUAUCUUUCGAGUUUAAUUACACCUGUUAG